CUUAUUUUGAUGAUGAAUAUGAAGGCGCGCUAAGCCGGGCUGGAGCAGUGUGUCUCUGAGGCUGGGCUCCAUUCAGAGCUCCCUCCGCUGCCUUCCUGUGCCAACAACCCCCCAAAAGUUGUGAUGCUUUUCUUUACCCAGUGCUUUGGGGCUGUGUUGGAUCUCAUUCACCUCCGGUUUCAGCACUACAAGGCUAAACGGGUUUUCUCUGCUGCUGGGCAACUUGUCUGUGUGGUCAACCCCACACACAACCUAAAGUAUGUGUCCAGUAGACGGGCCAUCACCCAGAACUCCACAGAGCAAGGCAGCUUCCACCCACACCCUCUUCCCCACCACCAUCGUCACCACCGUCACCACAGCCCCCUGUGCCACCAUGCCCGUCCCCGCCACCUCCACCACCAGGAGGCAGGGAUGCACAGCGCUCAGGUGACACCCUGCCUAUGCCCACUCUUCUCCUGCCAGUGGGAAGGUCACCUGGAGGUGGUGGUGCCUCACCUGCGGCAGAUCCACAGGAUUGACAUCCUACAAGGGGCAGAGAUCGUCUUCCUGGCCACGGACAUGCACCUCCCAGCGCCAGCCGACUGGAUCAUCAUGCACUCUUGCCUCGGCCACCACUUCCUGCUGGUGCUCAGAAAACAGGAACGGCACGAAGGGCACCCUCAGUUCUUUGCCACCAUGAUGCUGAUUGGGACCCCCACCCAGGCCGACAGCUUCACCUAUCGCCUGGAGCUCAACAGAAACCACAGGCGUCUCAAGUGGGAAGCCACCCCGAGAUCCGUCCUGGAGUGUGUGGACUCGGUCAUCACUGACGGGGACUGCCUGGUUCUCAACACCUCGCUGGCCCAGCUCUUCUCUGACAACGGCAGCCUCGCCAUUGGCAUCGCCAUCACCGCAACCGAGGUCGGUGCCACGGAAGCCGAGAUGUGAGACCAGGAGCCGCUGGAUAUUCCCACUGCCUGUGCACCUUGGACCUCCAGCUGUCAGGACCUUUUUAUUUGCCCUUCCUUCCUUCUUUUCUUUCUUUUUCGUCUCAGGUAAUUGGUGGUAUUAGUUUUCAUCUGCCAUGGGCAUUAUGUUAUGUAAACAUCUGUGAUUCAAGAUCUUGGUGUGAAAUCUGUCCUGUGUUGUUGGUAAAGUUUUGUAGAACAUUCGGAAGGUUUUACCAGAAUAGUUAUCUCUUGCCACCACGGGUCUCUUUCUCUACUGCUCCCAAAGGAAGCAAAUGCCAAGAAGCAGAGCACUGGUGUUAACCGGAGGCUUGGCUUCCAAACGGCUCCUUCCUCUUUUCAGGCUGUUGGAGGUAGAGCCUGACUUGUCACGGCUGAGGCAGCCAGCUGUGAUGGACGCCUUCCCGGGAGUCUUGGGGUCAAAGCUAAGCUGCAUGGGCAUGAGAGACAGUGUCUCCUCCACAGCGGAGUCACCUAGAGACACACUUUGUGUCAGAAGCAGUCACCUGAUCCAGGGCUGGGGACAACUGUCAGAUCCCAAACCCCCUGUUUUUCAAGUUCUCCUGGCUUCAUUCCCUGGCCUCACCAUUCCCUUUGGCUUUGCAGUUAAAGCCCAGAUGUUCCUGAGGCCUUUCUGAAAAUCGCUUUGCCUCUGGUGAGAAGUAGGAUAGGUAUGAUGCAGGAGAAAAGCUACAAGAAAAAAAAGAAGGCAUCCAAUUAACCUCUAACCUCUGGGAGCACGUGCUUGCCUUGGCGAGACAUUUUAAAUCCAUAUAUUAUGAAUCCAUCACCCCCACCACCAUUAGAGUAAUACCUUCUUGAAUCAGACGGAGAGCUACUCUGUCCUUGAUGGUUUAUACAUAAGAGCCACCAUCAAACACCGGGACUCCAGAAAGGAGCAACUGUGACCUCCAGCCUGAAGAGCUGACUCUGUCACCCUCUAGGCCUCCCGUUUCCUCUCCUUCCUCUCUAACAUGCUCUGUAGCCCUGUUCAGCCCAUGGCUGCUUAGGAGUAAGCUCGGCAUAUGCAGAAGGAAGCCUUAGGAACCCACCUCACCUCACCCUCCACUGCCGUCUUCUACCCCCCAGCCCCCACCCCUCUUAUCCUCACCCCUCCCCUCCCCUCCCACCUUCCCACUCCCUAGAGGCUGCUCUCUCUUGUUGUAUUGUUAGAACAAGGCAUCAGCCUCUGGGGAAAGACCUUCCUGCACUGGAGGAAAAGGGGGAGUGGGGGUGGGAGUGGGUGGUUGAUGUCUUCACUCUGCUUUCUUUCUGUUCUAAGUUGCACACCUUAAAAGCUUCCUCAUGGGUCCAUGUGCCCACAACAUCCUUUCGGUCACUGUCCAGGUGCAAGGGGAAAACAUGGCACCCCAAACCAGCACAGCUCUCCGUAGGGUUGUGUGGGCCUUUCUCCAGCUCUUUCCCCUACCUCAGGCACCCCAGCUGAGCCUGGCUGGCCUCCGAGUGGACACUCAGUUUCAGACAGAUUGUCCUGGCUGUGGCCCAUCGGUAAUCUUUUCUCCACCAAAAUUAAUUCAUGUUAAAAUACACUACUCGUCCCCCAAACUGGUUGAUCUUCCAGUCACUUUUGCUGUGGCACUAGAAACAUACGUUUAUAGAACUGUGAGAACACACUUCUUUCCAGUCCUCCAGUCAUUGGUGGGACUCGGAACCAGGGCUUCGUCUCUCCAUCUAGGGCCUGAGGAGCACAGCUAACUUGGCUCACAGAUUAGCACAAAGAUGAGGCUCUGAGGUAUCCUGAAGCUUGUGUCCUGUGGGCUCCAGGCCAUUGGCCUCCAACCACAGAGGGCCCUGACCCAAGGCUGCUGUGUCAGCCCCAGGAGAGACCAGCUCCUUUCCUGCAACCCAGGACCUCCCCAGCUGUCCAAAGGUGUCAGAAGGCACAGUCCCUCUCCUGGCUUCUGAUGGUCAUUUGUAACGCACAGGUGCCCCAACUAAACCAACACACAACACCUCAAGAAGAAUGCAUGUAGUGCUUACAGGACUCAGAGCUCCUGCAAUGUUGCCUUCCCCUCACAGACUUGAAUAGUGGUUCCUAGACAUCUUCAGAAUAAAGGUUAGGAAUUGUCUUCUUUUCCUCCAACUAUGGUGCUCCCAAGACUGCUUUUCCCUCCACACUAAUAUGGGAAGAACAGAAGACAAAGGAGCAAGCUGAUACUGGUGAAUUGGAAACAGAGGAGAGGAUGAGGAAAAGUGUGUUUGAGUGUUGUUGCUACCAAAAGGCUCUCUCCUUUAGUCUUGAGUAAAUCCUCAUCACUCUCCUCAAUACGCAGGUUCAGAGACAUGCCAUGACCUUUUGAAGGUCACACAUCAGACCACAUGUACAGCUCAGCUCUACCAGUUCAGACUUAGCGUUCUCAAUUGGAAGACGACCCCCUAGUGUUCAGCAGGGUCUUGCUUCAGCAGUUGGAGAUUGGAGACUUGAAAACUGAAUGGGUCUUCACCCUAGAAUGAUGAGAAUCCAGAGAAAAAGGCUGGAGUGAAAUCCGCUUUCAGUGGCAUCUUAGCAUACUGUGGAAGCGAGCUGGUCCCAGGGAGGCGGGAAGGAAGAGGCACAUGGAGGUCUCUGUGGCCCUGUGUCCUUUUGCCUCCCUUGCCCACCGCCAGGGCCUUGUGCUCAUGGAUCCUGGAACCCGGUUGCCUAGUUCAUGCCAAGACACUCAACUUAAGGAAUUCUCUGAGGAAUGUUUGUGUUUUAAUAGAAGGCAUAGAUAGACAGACAGACAGUAGCACUAAUGAGAGACACGGCUGUCUGUAGUUGAACUGGCAACUGUGAGCAGUUUGUCCAGAAGGUGUUUGAAGAGAAGCAGGCCUUGCCUUGAGUCUGAGCCUAAAUGAAUGACUGGUGGAGGUUUAGCGAUACAAUGAAGAUUGUUCCUAACAGUGAGUAUUCGUAUGAACCUGUACCUGGGAUAGUGCUAACAUUCCAGCAGCCACUGAGGACAUUCAUAAAUGAUCAGGAUAGCUGUCACAGUAGGCCUGUGGCUGCCACUGACUGAAAGAUUCCCAUAUGACCCUGGGGGAUAAGUACUUGGAACUUAUUAUCCCACAUAAUCCUCAAAACCACCACACGAAGCUGCUGCUAUGUGUUGUGACAGAUGAGAAUCUGCAGCUAGCAAAUAGUAAUGCCAGCUCCACAGCCAGGCUUCCAGCCAACUCCAUCCAUGUCAUCUCUGUGAACUCGUGUUCCGGAGUCUCAGCAGGACCCAGUCAUAAAGUCUGACCGGCAUGCAAACCCUGCUUUAGAAUUUCAGUACUAAAUGUUUCCUUUCUCUUCCUCUUGUCUCCUUUUCUUCCAGCCCAAUAGCUGACUUGUAUCCACGCUGUUACAUUUUUAGAAUUUUGUAGGUCAGUUAUUACAACCAUUAUUGAAAAAUAACAUAUAUAAUCUUACAAUUAAUAAAUUCUAUUUAAAACAAG
Molecule: messenger RNA, 4388 nt
Organism: Onychomys torridus (southern grasshopper mouse)
Lineage: Eukaryota; Metazoa; Chordata; Mammalia; Rodentia; Cricetidae
Gene: Siah3
Product: siah E3 ubiquitin protein ligase family member 3
Exons: 2
Coding region: 124-927 (267 amino acids)
Biological process (GO): proteasome-mediated ubiquitin-dependent protein catabolic process; multicellular organism development
Cellular component (GO): cytoplasm
Molecular function (GO): ubiquitin protein ligase activity; ubiquitin conjugating enzyme binding
Source: RefSeq, a predicted model, not a curated record